ACGUCGCUCGCUCGUCUAUGCUUUGACCGCGAAGUUGCUUAGAGGUUGUAUACUUCUCGCUUAUCUUUACCGAGGCUGCGUCUCCGCUCGUUCAGUCCGACACCACAGGUGCGCGAGAGAGGAAGCCUGUAUCACAGACCUCCGAAUUUACCGCUCCACGAUCAUCAAUAACAAACAAAAUGUCAUCCCCUUCGAUUCGCGACUUCUACAAGGGUAGAAACAUCCUUGUGACUGGGGGUACCGGGUUCAUGGGCAAAGUGCUCAUAGAGAAACUGCUGUACUCCGUUCCUGAAGUCGGUAACAUCUACAUACUGAUGAGACCAAAGAGAGGGAAGUCUGUUAGUCAGAGAACCGAAGAUUUGCAACGAUUGAAGCUUUUCGAACGCUUGCGAACUGAAAAUCCCAAUGCCUUAAAGAAAUUAAAACCACUACAAGGUGAUGUUUUGUUCGACAACUUGGGACUAUCUGAUGCUGAUAUAGAACUGUUAACGAAAGAAGUGUCUGUGGUAUUCCAUUUUGCCGCAACGUUGAGACUGGAGGCGCCAUUGAAAGACAAUGUCAAUAUGAACACCUGUGGCACUCAAAGAGCGAUAGACUUAGCCAAGAGAAUGAAGAAACUGCAAAUAUUUGUGCACUUAUCUACGGCUUUUUGUUACCCUGACUACGAAGUGCUAGGAGAAAAGUGCCACGCUCCGCCAGUCAAGCCAGAUAACGUGAUGAAGCUGAUUGAAUGGCUAGACGACAAACAAGUAGACUUGCUAACCCCAUCAUUGCUGGGCCCACAUCCCAACUGCUACACAUUCUCUAAGCGACUCGCUGAGAAUAUCGUCGAACAAGCUUAUCAAGACUUGCCGAUUGUCAUCGCUCGCCCUAGUAUAGUGUGUCCAUCAGUGAAGGAACCCAUGCCAGGUUGGGUGGACAAUCUGAACGGGCCAGUUGGCGUGAUGCUGGGCGCUGGUAAAGGCGUCAUCAGAACCAUGUUGUGUGAUGGCUCUCUGGUAGCUCAGGUCAUCCCGGUCGAUAUCGCAAUCAAUGCCAUUAUUGCUAUAGGAAUGAUUGAAGGCACUAGGACUGAAAAACCUGAAUCAUUGCCAGUAUACAACGUGAACAACGGUCAUCAAAAACCGACGACGUGGGGAGACGUCCUUUCGGUAGCUAAAGCUUAUGGCCGGAAAUAUCCCCUUUCUUGGCCACUAUGGUACCCAAACGGUGACAUCACCACGAACCCAAUUCUUCACGAGUACAAAAGGAUUUUCUACCACUUAGUUCCUGCUUACCUCAUCGACUUUCUUCUGUUUUUAUUAGGCCAGAAACGACUAAUGAUUCGUAUCCAAGAACGAAUAUCUCGAGGCUUGGAAGUCCUGCAAUAUUUCACAAUGCGUCCAUGGAACUUCCCUUGUCCUAACUACGAUGCAGUUAGAGAAAAAUUAAAUCCAGAAGAGCAAGCAAUUUUCAAUACCGAUAUCAAGGAUGUGGAUCGCGACGAGUAUAUGAAAAUAUGUAUAGAAGGAGGCAGAGUUUUCUGCUUCAAAGAGGAUCCAACUAAAGUCCCAAUGAAUAGGGCUUAUCACAAUUUCCUUUACGUACUGGACUGGUUCGUCAAGAUCAUGUUUUGGCUGUUUGUAUUCUCCGUAUUGGCUAAUUGGUUUUCACCUGUCAAGUCACUAUUCUCUUUAGGGGAGCCUGUUGUCAAGCACCUGCCGUUCUUAGGAAAAGUAAUUGAAAAGCAGGACUAAUACAAUAUGUAUCAUUCAAUGUUUUACUACUGGUGAAGGUCCUUAGAUAAAGGAUAACUGGAAGAAAGGAAAAAUACUUUAUAUCGUGUAGGUUUAGUUCUUGCCAAACUUGAUGUCGUAUCGGAACAUCCGAGGGUCACUGCGCUGAAACCAUUUUUUUAUAUCAGCGCUUGACAGGGCUGCGAGGGGAGUAUGGGCCACAUACUUGUAAUGUAUUUGUGAACCGCCAUUAAGUUUGGCUAGGACAAUAUCACAGGCUUGACACGUCGUAAAUAAAAUAUUUUUAUAAUGACUGACGACUGCAUGGUACGCAAAUAUGACUGUCUCAUAUCUGAAUUCUUAUGCCUAGUAAAAAUUUGGUCAGUCGCUUGCUAUUUUAGCCAUGGCGUUGCCGGACAAGAUUUUGUUUUAAUACGCAAUAUUUGUAAAAAAAAACAUUAGGACAUUAACAAGACCUAAGCAUUACCUACUUUGUUCAUAUACUGUUUUCAAAACAAGACGACAGGAUUACGUCACGAUCAUUUCAGGAAAUAUGAACUUCUAAGUCAAAAUUAUUAUAAAAGCUCUUGAGGGGGAGAAAAUAACUAGUCACAUCAGUCUGAAAGAUAUAACUCUGGAUUAAGGACUGAUUUCUUUUACCCUCAUAGAGCGUGUGUUAACAUAGUAAGAUAGACGGGGUUUCUUGACGGGGAGUAAGAGG
Molecule: messenger RNA, 2436 nt
Organism: Helicoverpa armigera (cotton bollworm)
Lineage: Eukaryota; Metazoa; Arthropoda; Insecta; Lepidoptera; Noctuidae
Product: putative fatty acyl-CoA reductase CG5065
Exons: 8
Coding region: 180-1736 (518 amino acids)
Biological process (GO): long-chain fatty-acyl-CoA metabolic process
Cellular component (GO): peroxisome
Molecular function (GO): alcohol-forming very long-chain fatty acyl-CoA reductase (NADP+) activity
Source: RefSeq, a predicted model, not a curated record